GGCUUCCAGGCUGUGGUGACGAAUUCGAUGCCUUAUCAGCCAUUACAUGGUACGUGCAGCCCUUCAGAAUUCGACCAAUACUGCCUGCCACAAACCCACCACCCUCAGCUUGCUCCCCAGCAACAGCAGCAACAGCAGCAAUGCUUCUCAGAACCUCCGACGCCGCCUAAGACAACAGCCUGCAAAAGGAAAGAGGAACACCAAAGUCCGCCCGAUCAAACCCCUGCGCCCAAGAAGCCUCGGCUGGUUUUCACGGACUUGCAGCGGCGUACACUACAAGCUAUUUUUAAGGAAACGAAGCGGCCGAGCAAAGAGAUGCAAGUGACCAUCGCUCGUCAGUUGGGCCUCGAACCGUCGACGGUGGGCAACUUCUUCAUGAACGCCCGUCGCCGGUCCAUGGAUAAGUGGAAGGAUGACAACGAGAUGAACAACAAAGUUAUGACGAUGGUAUCAGUUGGUGGAGGAGGGGGAGCAACGCCCCCUGGGCUAUCAUCUGGAGGGAUAGGCACAAACAAUGGUCCACAAAUGAUUGCCACAAUUCAGCAGUCCCCGACGACAGUGGCCACGACUGUAGUGCACAUGCCGCAAAUGGGGCAGAUGGGUCAGGGUCAGAUCCAAACUAACAUGGUAAGUGGGCACUGUCUCGAAGACCAGGAUUUGUGACAACCAGCCACGCAACUUGUUUACUUGACACCUCAGUAAAGCGGGUCCUUCUAGGACGCCAAGCAACGAUUGUCUGCUGUCUGUAACUCCAUCUAGUGAAUCAUACCAUAAUCAAUUAAACAAAUCAACAACUUUUUCAUAAUGUCCGCCGUAAUCGUGAAAAUAAUCGUAAUAAAACUCAAUUAACCUAGCUUGUUUUUCAACUCAUUCGCAUCGAUCAAAAUCGUUUUAAAUCAUCAUUGCUCUGUAUUCUUCCGCAUUCAUCUUCCCUUUUCCUUGUGCACCUUUCUUUUUAUGCCGUCAUUAUUCUUUUCACCUCAAGUUUUUCUUCCCUGUUCAUAAGAAUCUCGAAGAAACACACGGUCAUCCAUUCAUUAUUCUUGUCCGCCAUUCCUUCUUUUCGGAGGGUAUAUACGACGACUUAUCAAUUUCUUAUCGAAAAAGUCAUUUCAAAUAUUCAUGUCUCAGUGUGAUAAUAGAUUUCUUACGCUGACUGUUGCUGCUGUAAAUGCUAAACCUUAACUUUUGUGCUAACAAAAUAAAGUAUUGUUGAUAAACCCUUAAGAGCCUACAAAGUCGACUUUUUCGUCGAUCUUUCACAAAUUAAGCGCUAUGAUAAGCCUUAAGAAACGUUUAUCCUUUGUGACUUUUUUAUUAUUAAGCUAAGAUGCCCAAGAGUUUCAAAAAUCAUUUACAGACUGGUUGCCAGCACCGCUGCCGCAACACAAAUAAAAAAAAAUCUGCCGCAUCUUUUUAAGCGCAAACUAUCUUGAUAUUUUCCUUUCUCUCUACCUCUCUCUCUCUCUUUCUGUCCCUAUUUUCUUCCUACUUACCUUCUUCUCUCUAUCAAUCUAUAAUUUGAGUGCGGGAUAUGGCUGCUCUCUACGCUUACUUUUCUAAUUUUCUGGUUGAAUGUUGUUGCUUGCUAUAAUGUUUGAUGCGCCUCAUCGCGUCACCCCGCCUUCGCCUCAUAUGAACCCUUUCCCCUGUAGAAUUAAGAUUGAAAAUGCAAGAUUAUCUCUAUUUCGAGAGUAUGAUAAUUCUAGUGAUGUUUGUGACACAAACAUUGAAUUACAGAAGUAAGACAAGAUUGCUUUAUUGAGAAGUCAAGUUAACAAUUUGCGUUGUUGUCAUACGAGGUUUUCUACCAGGAACCAGUCGAUAUUUUUGCCCGCUUAUGGAGGUUGUGCUGCAAGGGAAUGGCCGGCCUCAUGCACUUGGAAGUCGUACCGAGGCUAUUCAUAAAGUCUUGACCGUUGUUUUACAUGCAGCUCUGUUUUAAUAUAAUUUAUAAUCAUCGUAUCAUAACAGACGAUCUGUUGUUCAAACCGGGGAUUUCUUAUUUUAAUAAAUUUCUUGCUGAUGUAAAUUUUUAGACCACUAUAAU
Hyalella azteca is the source of this 2050-nucleotide messenger RNA. RefSeq lists its product as uncharacterized. The coding region runs from base 28 to 663 and encodes 211 amino acids. Gene Ontology annotation, cellular component: nucleus. The transcript is spliced from 5 exons. Gene Ontology annotation, biological process: regulation of transcription by RNA polymerase II. Gene Ontology annotation, molecular function: DNA-binding transcription factor activity, RNA polymerase II-specific; RNA polymerase II cis-regulatory region sequence-specific DNA binding. The record is from RefSeq and is a predicted model, not a curated record. NCBI's taxonomy places the organism in Eukaryota, Metazoa, Arthropoda, Malacostraca, Amphipoda, Hyalellidae.